Asparagus officinalis (garden asparagus) is the source of this 1052-nucleotide messenger RNA. RefSeq lists its product as uncharacterized. NCBI's taxonomy places the organism in Eukaryota, Viridiplantae, Streptophyta, Magnoliopsida, Asparagales, Asparagaceae. The record is from RefSeq and is a predicted model, not a curated record. The transcript has 2 exons. Bases 16 to 900 code for a protein of 294 amino acids.
AUAUGGACUCCUAAUAUGAAAGAUAAGCUAAUUGAUGCUUACUUGAAUCAACAUGUUAUGGGAAACCGAGUUGAUGGGAAUUUUACAUCAACGGCUUAUAAUGAAAUAGUAGCCGAACUUUUGCAAAGCUUUCCCGAUAAGCCAUUUGAUAAGGAAAAAGUAAAGAAUCGCAUGAAAUAUAUGAAGUCAAAAUGGACAGUUUGUUAUGAUUUAUUUAAGAAUGUUGGAAGUGGUUUUGCUUGGAAUCGAAGCACGGGUUUGUGGAGUGCGGAACCUGAGGUUUGGGAUAGACUAAUCGAGGCUCACCCAGAAGCUGCUGAAUGGAGGACCAGGUCUAUCCGAAACUAUGAUAAACUAUUGGAGCUUUUUGUAGAUGAUAGAGCAAAUGGGGAACUUGUUGAAACUGCGGCUGAGAUACGAGAAAGGAGGAGGGCUUUUAGUGCAAGCAAUGGCUUUGAUUCUCAUACAAUUGACGACAUCGAUGGUAUGGUUUCUCGAAAUGAAAUUUUGUUAGAGAAUUUCGAUAGGAUUAAUGAUGAGGACACAAAUGACAACAAUGAUGAAAAUGUGAUUACCCCUGAAACCAAAUCAACUGCAAAUUCACAAAAGAAAACUAGAAAAUCGAAGGACGAAAUUUCUAUUGUUGAUCAGGAGGUGAUAAAGGGUAUGCAGAGGAUAGCUGAGGCAAUUGAAUCCACUGGUGAUAAAUACAUACAAGCUCUUGAACGUGCUCCAAUGAAAAGUAGUGAUGUUUGGAACCAUUUGCUUGAACUUGGUGUUGAGACUGCUCAAAUUAAACAAGCGUAUCUUUUCCUAACUAAGCAUCCAGAGGAUCUAAAAGCUUUGCUUGGAUGUCCAUUUGAAGAGCGCAAGGAACUUCUUAUGAUGAUGUUAUCUUGAGAAUCCAUGUUAGCCCGAUCACGUUAUUAGCUUAUUAUGUACUCAUCUUAUGAAGGUGGGAUGUGCUGGUAUUAUUGACAUUUAUUUUUGUAAGUUGUAUUGCCAAAUUUGAUUAUCUGUGGCAAUUACAAACUUGUUUGUUUUUGCGUUGC